Molecule: messenger RNA, 3023 nt
Organism: Marchantia polymorpha subsp. ruderalis
Lineage: Eukaryota; Viridiplantae; Streptophyta; Marchantiopsida; Marchantiales; Marchantiaceae
Source: the annotation of a GenBank genome assembly
GCGGUGCCGCAGGGCCUCCGCCAUCGCCAUGAUUAGUGAACGUUGGAGCAUUCGUAAGUUCAAAGUUCGAAAACAGGAGCGUUCUUUCUCGGGAGCGCCUUCGGAUUCGAAGUCGAUUCAAAUACCUUCUGUGUUCGAUUUUAACGGCUGGCUCUAAACUCGAGUUAGUGCCGGGUGCAGUUCUAUGCCCUAGCCUCAGACUGAUUCCUCUUCAGUUCGGUGCUUGCUCGAUCUCCCGAUUGCAUCCUCUUCGCUGUCACCCCGCCAUUCGUUCGUUCGGUCGAUGGGCUCGAUGCGCAUCCGAGAUCCGACUGAAAUUGGGCAUCGUGCUUACUCGUUUCCCCUGUCAGCUACAUUUUAACUCAAGGCUCAAGAAGGAAGGAAGAAAGAAAGAAAGGCGAAAAAAGAAAGGAAGAAAAACGGAAGGAAGAAAGGAAGGAUGAAGUUUUGGUCGUCAUGAUGAAAGCAUCGACUGAGCAGAGCAUCCUGGAAGUGGAAUGAAAUUCUCGAUUUGCAAGAUUGAACACAGGUGUUGAUUGUUGUGGUUUUGCUCGCUCGGAGUUGGGGACGAUGUUGUUUUCUCCGAUCGAGGAAGGGGAUGAUUCCCCCACGUCUACGAUAUCUUCGGAUAGCAAUCCUACGCCUCCGGACCCCGAUGACUUGGCAGACGAUGAAAAUGCGGAGAAGCCGAUCGAACAUGUCACUCUGAACUUGGAGGUCGGUCCAGAUGGUGACAAGUGCACAGUCGAAUUUUCCAUCCAGGAAGGACAGGUACCCCAACCCAGGCAGCAUGAUCAAAGUCUACAUGAUGUCGUCGAUGCUCUUCGAUUGUCGACCCUAUAGGCGUAUGAAGAAUCAGAUGGAGACCUUGCAAUUACCAUCGCCAUCAGGGAGGCUGAAGAAACGCUGGAAGCUCUGAAAAUGGACAAUGCAGAGCUCCAUUCCCGAGUUCUCAGUGCUCUUGGAAGAAGACGAUCGAUUGUGGAUGCAGAUAUGUUGGAAGGACAGGACUUCUUCUAUCAACAGGUGAAUUUUCACUCUGAAGACAAAACAGAAGCCGGACAUUCCUCUUGUAAAUCGCCCGACAGACCAACACUCCGAUCCUAGAACAUCAUUUGUUGCUGCCACAUACCAUGAUGACAGCACAUAUGAUGUUCUACAAGCAAGUCCCUGGGUAUUCCUGGACCUAUGUUUCGCCGUAGAUGCUGCCGUUCGGCACUUGCACCAAGAGACAAGCUAGGUGUGGAGUUCUCGGAGAGUAAAUGAGGAGGUCCUUUUAGAAGCUUCUCGAUUAUUCUCUGCGUAUUUCAAGGAUCUUGCUUUUGAGACGUGUGUCUGGACUUUGUGUUUCAUUCGUUGCGUGCAUUCGAUCGAAGUGUGUUGUUUGCAAUUCUUGACAGGAAGGAAAGUUGAUUCCUUCCGUUGUUGUAGGGCUUGACGGUCAAGGAUUAAGUCGUUGGCCGUACAUGUUUUGUUGGCUACACUGUUGGCUGUAUAUCGUCAUCUUCCGGUUGUUGUUUGUCCAUCUCUGUAAGCAUCCGCAAUAUGAGGUGUAUGAUUUCCAUUUUGGGCUUCAGAAUUUGGCAAAAUGGUUGCUGCUAAAGGAGGAGCUGAAGCAGAUCAGGCAACACUAUCGUGAUGAGAUUGACAGACAACACGAUCUGUUGCAAAAGACGCAAAUAGAAGCUCGUGAGGCUCAAGAAAAUUUCUUGUCGGACCUGUUGAAGGUGGCUCGGGAGGCGCAACAUAGUGUCUCAGGGCAAAUCCUGUCUGAAGUUGUACUGAAUCAGUUACAAGAAAGAAAUAAGCAUGCAACGUUGGAGAUGGAGAAGUGUCGCAUCGUGCAACGUCAGCUGCUGGCACAUCUGCAUAAACUGGAACAAGCCAGGAAAAAGAAAGAUCAGCUGCCUGAAGGUCUCCACCUCGUUGAUUAUGAACAGUUGAAAAUGGAGAAUGAAUCUUUGGCAGAGAAGAUUCACGCGAAAAACGAGGAGAGAGUCAUUAUGCGAAAGAAGAGAACAUCCACGGUUCACGCAUUGUCGCAUGUUCGAGAAAAACUCCAGUUCGUAGAGAAAGAUACCAAGAUCGUUUCCGAUAGAUUGGAUGAGGUGGAGAAAGGUCUGCACCAAGGACGAAUUGACCUGCAUAAUCUGAAGUCCCGAUGCGAACACAUUUCGCAGAAGAAGUCCCGUCUGCAGAAAAGCAUGGUGAAUAUUUCGGACCCACUUCUGCUGGACGACCUGGAGAAUCUGAAAGACGACGCAGAGGCAACGGAGGAGAUAAUACUUGACCUCCGCCAACGUUACGACGCUAUUCACAAAGAUUUGAAAACUAAGACCAAGUACGUGAAUUCAAAGAAAAAGGCACAGCUGAAGACAUCAGCAGCAGCUGCAGCAGAGGCGGACGGCGAUACAGACUCGACGGUCACUAACAAGCACAAACUACGAUGGGGAGAAGAGCGUUCGGUUGGACGAAAAUUGCGAUAAACACUGCACCAACUUUUCUCAGCAAUUUGGGAGAACUUUGACCUACAUUGAACAAGAGCAACAGCUGUCGUUAGAGCCCCUGAUCAUCGGGCAUGUACCUUGUUCAUCGCCCAGCAGCUUUCCUGAGGAUAGAGUAUGUAUUUGUAUAGAGCGUCUUCGAUGUAUAUAUAACUUAGAUCCAUUCUUUCUAUGUAUUGAGUUUACCAUCCUCCUAGCAACUCAAUACAGGUCGAACGGAAUUAAGUCAUAUAUCUGGAAAGAAGGAAAAAAAGGGGAAAGAAAACUGGGUAGUGAAGGAUCUUGGAAGAAUGCAGUGCCAUAAUGUGAUACAUGCAAACAACUUUGGGAUUGUGUUGCGUCUUCGAGAAAGCCUUGAGUGCAGUUCUGAGUGCACGGGAUGCAGAGAUGUGAAUGAGUACAAUAGCAAUUCGUAAUGAAGAUGUUUCCACAGUGACUGUGUCUUCGGUACUGAUUUCCAGCUUCGCCUUGUACGGAAGCAUGGAGAGGUUCUUAACUUGUCACCCUGAGCUGGAGCCG